UUAGAAAAGUCUAAGGAUUGAAAUUGUUUUAUUCUGUUGAUUUAGAUGUUAAUUGUUUUAUUUUUAUUUCUAUUUAAGUUGAUUACAGUUAUCUUCAACUCUGUCAACUGAUCGUGAUACAUAAAUCAUGGUAAUUAACUGAUAGUCUUUCAGUUUUCUGUCUACAAUUGGGAUUGGACUUUUUUUCUUUUCCUUUUAUUGCUCAUCAUGUUUCCACUAAUCACUAAAUGAGUGUUAACAUUUAAUUUUGUUAUCAAUUAUUUGUUGGUAUUUAUGAUUAGGUGAAUUAUUUCAUUCUAAAUCUUUCUGAUUCAACGUAAUUAUUACAGCCAAUUGUUGGAUCAACAUGGUAACUCAUUUCUUCAUUUACCUCCGACAAUAAGACUUGUCUGAAUAGAGUGAAUCAAGUUAAUCAUUGUCAGUGGAAAAACUCAGAUUCUUGGUGACUAUUGAUGAGGCCUAAGUUUCCUGUUGUUUCCUGGAUGGAAAAUUCAAUCAAUUAUUAUUUAAUUGGAAUCUCAAUGUUCAAAAAAACGUCCAUUCUACUUGUGUUAUCAUCUCAUUGUUCGGAUCAAUUGUAGUUCUUUUUGUCUCUAUCACCAUAUUCUAUCAUCUAUAUAAUAAUAUUCCACUGAAUUUAUGUUUCUAAAUUCUCCCUGAAAUUAUGUCCAUUCUGGAAAUCGAAAAUCCGACAAUUCGAUCAUUUGUCUAUGGUUCUUUUAGUGGAACUUGUUCAACGUUAGCAUUUCAACCCUUGGAUCUGAUCAAGACUCGAAUGCAACGUCAUUCGUUUCUCACCGAACAUCAACCUGGACAAUCAAAGAAAUUGGGAAUGUUCCAAAUUUUGAUCGACAUUGUUCGUAAAGAACAAUUGUUCAGUUUAUGGAGAGGAACAGUUCCCUCUCUCAUUCGCUGUGUACCAGGAGUUGGCAUUUAUUUCGGAACCUUAGAUUAUUUAAAGAAUAGAUUUUGUGAUGAUUCUAAUCAACCCAAACCAAUCGAAGCGAUAAUGUUGGGCUUUACUUCUCGUAUUGUUACUGUUGUCACUCUUUUACCUGUCACUGUGAUAAAAACCCGCUUCGAGAGCGGAUUAUUUUCCUAUUCCAAUGUAUGGACUGCAUUUACCAGAAUCUAUCGAGAUGAAGGUUUGAAAGGUUCAUUUCGAGGAUUAGUACCAACCCUUGCUCGAGAUGUCCCAUUUUCUGGAUUAUAUUACCUCUUUUAUUCACAGUUAAAGUCAACUUUAAUUGACACUGAUUCGAACAAUUUAUCAACACAACAAUUACCUCGUUCUUUCAAAACUUUCAUUGUCGGAUUAAUGGCCGGUCUAUUUGCUUCAACGAUCACUCAUCCCGCCGAUGUGAUAAAAACUCGAGUUCAAAUUCAGCCUCAUCUUAAUUUGAGUCUCUAUCAAAUGAUUAUCCUUACAAUUAAAGACGGAGAUUCUUUCAGAGGUUUAGCUCCACGUGUUAUUAGACGCACUUUGAUGACCGCAUUAACUUGGACCAUCUUCGAGUUUCUCAUUCAUGAAUCUAAAUCGCAAAAGUGAAAAAAAAAUUAGUGAGUAAUCGUAAACAUUUUUUCCUAAUCGAUUAUUUUACUUUUAAGUUUAUAAAAUAAAAUGAGCUCAAUGGAAAA
Panonychus citri (citrus red mite) is the source of this 1638-nucleotide messenger RNA. RefSeq names its product mitochondrial glycine transporter A-like. Gene Ontology annotation, cellular component: mitochondrion. Gene Ontology annotation, molecular function: glycine transmembrane transporter activity. The record is from RefSeq and is a predicted model, not a curated record. Gene Ontology annotation, biological process: glycine import into mitochondrion. NCBI's taxonomy places the organism in Eukaryota, Metazoa, Arthropoda, Arachnida, Trombidiformes, Tetranychidae. The coding region runs from base 665 to 1549 and encodes 294 amino acids. The transcript has 2 exons.